AUGUACUUCUCUAUAUUGUUACUAAAUCUAGUUCUUUUUCAAGUUUAUGGUGAAUUAGUUAUUAAACCAAGUGAAGCUUCUUUAACAAGAGAUCAAUAUAAAUCAUUCAUUGCUCUAUGUACGGGUCAAUCGGAUGACCAAAUUAUUGCAUGGCGAUCACCACAACAAAAAGAAAUAUCUGAACAUGAUAAUGACCGUAUUACUGCGGAAAGACAAACGAAUGGAAUACGAUUAAGAAUUCGAAAUCUAACAACUGAGGAUCAAGGUACAUGGGAAUGUAUUGGUACACAUAUGAAUGGUCAACGAAUAAAAAAAUCAUUUCAAAUGAUUAUUAAAGUUCCAAUUACUUUCAAUGCUGAAUCAGUUCAAUAUGUAGCACUCGGACAACCUACUGUUAUUAAAUGUACUGUUCAAGCUAGUCCAGUAGCGGAAGUAUCUUGGUUUAAAGGUCAAGAUAAACUUCGAAUCGAAACUCCUAAAUAUGAAGUUCUUAAUAAUGGUUUACGUAUAAAUCGUAUUGAAAUGUUAGAUAAUGAUACAUUCUGGUGUCGUGCUGAUGUUCUUGAAACAGGCGAAUCACGAGAUUUUCCAAUUCAUGUUAUUGUUUCAAAAUCAAUUAAUCAAACACAUAUUACUUGUGCUAAUCCAUGUGCUAUUGAAAAGAAAACAGCAACAUUAAUUUGUGAUGCCUAUGGUUUACCAGCACCGAAAUAUUUAUGGUUCUAUGGAUCGGAUAAACCUGUUAGUGCAAGUGAAGUACCAAAAUUAGUUGUACGAGAAAAUCAAUUAACAAUAAAUUAUGUUGAUGAAACGGAUAAUGGUAAAUAUUCAUGUCAAGCUUUUAAUGAAUUCGAUAGAAAAGGACAACGAGCAGAAUAUCAUUUACAUGUUAUCGUUCCUCCACGUUUAUCAUUAAUAUCACCAAUUGAGAUUAAUUAUGAUUCUCAAAAUUCUCAACGUGUUUCAUUUCAAUGUCGAAUUGAACGUGGUUCAUCCGAUGGUCUUUCAUUAGAAUGGCAAUAUUUAAAUAAUACACCAAUUCAAUCAACAAAUGGAAUUUCAGUUGAUAGAACACAACUUGAAACACAUAAAUUAAUUGAAUUACAUUUUAAUCCUGUACAACGUGAACAUUUUGGAAACUAUUCAUGUGUAGCAAAAAAUCUUGCAGACAGCACUUAUGCAAUUGCUAGUCUUCUUAUUAAAUUUCCACCGAUUUAUAUUGGACCGAAUAUAAAUAUAAUUUCAACAAUUCCAAAUUAUCGUACAAUAAUACGUUGUUUAUUUGAUUCCUAUCCUCCACCACAAAUUCAAUGGCUUAAAAUGAGUCGAACUGUUCAAGAUCCUGAAGGACGAAUACUUGCUGUUGAUAUUAAUAAUGGUGUUAAUGAUAUAACAACAAAACAAAUUGGAUCAACACAUUAUGAAAGUAUUCUUUCUUAUACACCAACAGAACGUGAUUUUGGUUUAAGUUUUGAAUGUCGUGCUUUAAAUCCACGUCUUGGCCGGCAUUCAUUUACACUUCAACGUGCUCAACCACCAAAAAGAGUCAAUAUAACUCAAGUUAAAUCAUUACCAAAUGGUGUAGAAAUUUUUAUUCAAUCAUCUGAAAUGGGUGAUCUGCCUAUUACUCAAUAUAUUCUUAAAUACGAUAUAAAAAAUACAAAAAUUAGUCAAUUACAAACAUUAAUUAUUCCAGCACACAUAUUAUCUGAACAAAUAAUAAAAGUUGAAAAUCUUCGACCAAGUACAGAUUAUCAAUUAACAAUUGUAGCUGAAUCACAAGCUGGCGUUGGUGAAGAAAUAAGAUCGAUAGAAUUUCGAACACUCGAUAGACAAAAACCAAAUUUUACAAUAGAUGAUAAUCAAAAUCGAACUUGUUCAAAUGAUGAAAGUUGUUUAAUUACGUGGAGUAUUGAAUCCGAUGGUGGAGCACCUAUAACUCGAACAGAAAUAUCUUAUGCAAAAGCAAAAGAUGAAGAUAGUUUAGAUAUUGAAGGAGAAUUCAAUACACCAAUAUCCAUUGAUUUAUCAAUGACGGAAUAUGAACUAACAAAAUUAAAAGCAGAUACAUAUUACAUUAUUUUAAUUAAAUUAUAUAACGACGCUGGUUUUGCUGAAAAAAAAUUUCGAAUUAAAACAAAUAAAGAAGAGAAUGAUAAAAUACAAAAACAAACAUUAAUAACCGAUUAUCGAAAAGCACAACCAAAUAAAUGGGCUGUCAUUGGUAUCAUAUUAGCGAUAAUUUUUUCAGCUAUUACUAUUGUUACUGUUUGUGUUAUAUUACGUGCAUGUCGAUUUGAUGGUAUACAUAAAACAACAAACUCUGAUCAUCAAACAACACCAAUGAUGAAUGGUGAACAUCAUUCUGAUAAAACAAAUAGUCAUUCAUCAACAACAAAGAAAACAAAAGCAGCAACAUCAGCUCAAUUAUUUCCUGAUGAUGAUUCUGUAUAA
Messenger RNA from Adineta steineri, 2454 nucleotides. Lineage: Eukaryota; Metazoa; Rotifera; Eurotatoria; Adinetida; Adinetidae. The record is from the annotation of a GenBank genome assembly.